CUACAACUCUGAAGCUCGAGUGAACAACAAUGGCGUCGGACAAAUCAAACGAUGCACCUAAAGAAGCAAUCUUCCGUCUCUUCGGCGACAAACCCACUUCUGGAUUGGGUUUCCUAGACUUCCCAGAAAAGCCUCUCCCUCCCGCACCGCCUUGCCUUGAAGUUCUCCUCUCAGAGGUUACAGCAGAUGCGAAGUGCUCUAUGGAGCCUGUGAAUGUUGCUGGGCUUACUCUACUUAAGGGGAGGGUAAGCACUGAGGAGGUGUUUGCACUGUCCAACUCUGAUUUAGUGCCUGGUAAAUAUGAAGGAGGGUUGAAACUAUGGGAGGGGUCACUAGAUUUAAUUGCAGCACUUAACUCAGAGAUGGAGAAUGGGCGGUUGUCUUUCACCGGGAAGCGAGUUCUUGAGCUUGGAUGCGGCCAUGGACUUCCUGGUAUAUUUGCUUUCCUAAAGGCGGCAGCUGCGGUGCAUUUCCAGGACUUCAACGCAGAAGUCCUCCGGUGCCUCACCAUUCCCAAUGUUACUGCUAAUAUGGAAGAGAAUCCUCAGUAUUUGUCUGGUGAAGUAAAGGAAGGCCGCAUCAGCACUGAGACUCGGUUCUUCUCCGGCGACUGGGGUGAAGUGCACUCGAUUCUGGAUCAGGGAACUGGUUAUGAUGUCAUACUUAUGGCAGAGACAGUUUACUCGAUUCCUGCACUGCCAAAUCUGUACAAACUUAUCAAGAAGUGCCUCAGUAGUCCCCAUGGAGUUGUGUACAUGGCAGCAAAGAAAUAUUAUUUUGGGGUUGGCGGAGGAUCAAGACGCUUUCUCUCUCUCGUCGAAAAGGAUGGUCUUCUUUUCUCUUCUCUGGUUGCUGAGGUUGCAGAUGGUUCAUCCAAUGUUCGAGAGGUCUGGAAGCUUCAUCUCAAAUGAGCUCACAGCACCGAGCAGCGUAUAUCAGCUGGUUCGAAGAAAGCACCUCGAUAAUUGCUGCAGCCUCAUUUGUGACUUCUGCAAGUUUUAACUAUUGUAUUUCCUGCUUAAAAUCUUCAUAGAAACCGUUUUCAAUAGUUAUUCGCGCCCUAAUUAUGUUGAUCCGACAUCAUAUUGUGCAAUGUACGCGGUUUUUUCUUCCCAUUCA
Molecule: messenger RNA, 1119 nt
Organism: Salvia splendens (bonfire salvia)
Lineage: Eukaryota; Viridiplantae; Streptophyta; Magnoliopsida; Lamiales; Lamiaceae
Product: histidine protein methyltransferase 1 homolog
Exons: 8
Coding region: 30-911 (293 amino acids)
Source: RefSeq, a predicted model, not a curated record